Molecule: messenger RNA, 1933 nt
Organism: Taeniopygia guttata (zebra finch)
Lineage: Eukaryota; Metazoa; Chordata; Aves; Passeriformes; Estrildidae
Product: NAD(P)(+)--arginine ADP-ribosyltransferase 2
Molecular function (GO): NAD+-protein-arginine ADP-ribosyltransferase activity; NAD+ poly-ADP-ribosyltransferase activity
Source: RefSeq, a predicted model, not a curated record
CUGCUGGUCAGUUCCCUAAGGUAAGAAAUGCCUAGCGAUGAUGACUGGACCAAGAGGACAUUGGUUCCUGGGACACCUACAGCAGCACAGACCCCGAGAACCCAGACUGUAACGCUCCACCUGCCCAAAGAGAAAGUUUGAGGCAAGGUCGUCUGGGAUACUGGAGCACUCAGUGAAAAACACACCCAUUUUUCUGACUCUCCAGGACAAUAACAAUUCUUUUCUAAAAGAGGCGGAGCCAUGCAGAUUAUUUAUGGGAAAAGUGCUGUUACUGUAUCAGAUAAGCGACACAUCUUCAUGAAUAUUUAUAAUUAUGAUGGAUAAAUAGCCCAUGGCAAAGUCCCCCUUGACCUGCAGGACCAGGAGAGAUCUGCUGUGAAUCCAAGCUGAUAAGGAAUUCCGGCAUUCUGAUACCUCCAGUUCCAUCAGGGAGCUCACUCCAGCUGAUUUUGUGUCCCCCACUGCUCCCCGUGGCCUCUCUUCUCCAUGGCCCCCCUGGCUCAGACCCUGGCUCUGCUGGCAAUGGCUGUGGCCGCCGUGGCUUUCGGUGUGGUGCCCCUGGACAUGGCCCCGAACUCCUUUGAUGACCAGUACCUGAACUGCGGCCCCGCCAUGGCCGCGGCGUUGCCGGCCCUCAACAGCUCCGAGUUCCAGCAGAACGAAGCGUUUGCCCAGGUCUGGGUGAAGGCCACGGCCGAGUGGCAGAAGCAGCGCUCCAAAUCAUCCGCUCUGUCCCCGGCCCAGGCCAUCGCCGUCAUGGCCUACACCAUGAAUGAUGUGUACGAGCAGUUCAACGCGGCCGUGCGCACGGCUGGAAAAUCCAGCCAGCAAUACCGGGACAACUUCCACUUCAAAACGCUGCAUUUCCUGCUGACCCAGGCCCUGCAGAAGCUCAGAGACCCUAAGAAGUGCUGGAAUGUGUGCCGGGGGGCGAAACCUGUCCAGUCCACUUUGAAAGUUGGCGAGACAGUCCGCUUCGGUCAAUUCGCUUCAUCGUCGCUGAAGAAAUACGAGGCUCAGUGUUUUGAGAAAGGCGCAAUGUUCGAGGUGUACACGUGUCAUGGCGCAGACAUCCAUGAGUUCUCUCGCUAUCAAUACGAGCAGGAGGUGCUGAUCCCACCCUUUGAGACCUUUCAGGUCAUUGAUGUCAAGAAGGAAAGUCACACAAUGAAAAUUGUGCUUCGCUCCACCGGGAACUCCAGCAACUACAACUGCGAGUGGCUGCGAGGUGGGAGCCUCCCCAGGAACUCCCCCCACCUUGGGGGACUUCUCCUGGCCACCGUGGCCAUGGUGGUGGCCAUUGGAACCCUCUAAGCCAUGAAGCCAUGGAGGUCACUCUGUUCUUGGAGGACACUGUGGCCACCAGGAGCCCCGGAGAAAUGAGGCCACCAAGGCUACCAAGGCCACUGUGGGCACUCUGGUCACAUUGGCCACUGUGACCACUGUGACCACUGUGGCCGUUAUUGCCACUAUGGCCACUCUGGUCACUCUGGGCAUUGGAACCACCAUGGUCAGCAUGGCCAUUGUGCCCACAGUGACCCAUGAUGUCACCGUGCCCGCUGUGGCUGCCGUGGUCACUGUAACUACUGAGGCCACCAUGGCCACUGUGCUUACCAAGGUGACCGAGGUCACUGUGGCCACCAUGGUCACUGCAAUGAGGCGUCCAUGCAGGGGAAGCCCCUCCGAGAGCUGCCCAGCGAGGGAGUGGCACCAGGGCAGCAGGACCAGCCCGGGGAGGAUGGAGCAGCCAGGACAGCGCAGGACAGCACGGACAGCAGAGACUGGGCCGUGCUGGGGCCGCUUGGCCACUUCCCGACAGAUGGCUUUGGGAGUGGCAAUGUCAUGGCCACCUCCCAACGCUCCUUGGCUACCUUACCUGAUGUAUCAUUGCCGCUUGCUCGCCUCCCGUAUAAUAAAUGUAUCAAAAACUUGA